UACGCUGAUGUCGGUGCGGGACAGGUGGGAACUCCGGUUCGACGAGCUAACCAGAUAAAGACAAACGAGCCGAUGACAAACCGAUACCCGUAAGAAAUUUGCACAGUUCGGCGACUUGUAUCGGAUUCAAGCGAUAAACUGAGAACAUAUAUCGUAAUUCGUUGGUGAAAUGCCGUACCGGAGAGCGACAUCCUCAAAGGGAAAGUGUGAAAUAAGAGUUUGAUGUGAAUGGGAUCGGUGACAUAAGCAGAUAUGCCAGCUGAUGAUAAGGUUGCCAUCCUGACGGACGAUGAAGAUGAGCCACAGAACAAAUCGGUGCCGGAGGGCGCGUUCAGCAAGCUGUCAUUGCAGCAGAGUGGUCUUCCCGCGCCGGCUCCUCUUUCCAUGGACUCUGAAGCGCCUGGGGUCUCGCAGUCCAGGCCGUCCGGGUCCUCGAACUGCUGUCAGAGGAUGUUCCACCGCAUUAACACUCAGCUGCUCGUCUCCAAAGUCUUCUACUUCUUCUUCUACGCCGCCUACGGCUCAUUGCACCCGCUGCUUGCGGUCUACUAUAAGCAGCUGGGCAUGUCCGCCAGUCGCAGCGGCCUGCUGGUGGGCAUCCGUUACUUUAUCGAGUUCUGCAGCGCACCAUUCUGGGGCCUCGUGGCCGACCGCUUCAAGAAGGGGAAGGCCGUGCUGCUGUUCUCUGUCUUCUGCUGGUUGGUGUUCAACUGCAGCAUCGUCUUUGUCAAGCCGGCCGACAUGAAAUGCGUGGAGAAGGGUGACGGCGUGACCGUCGAGCCCCCGAUCACCAGCACGCUCCCACCUGGGAAUGUCACGCAGGAGAGCAACUCCAGCGAGCGCGUACGCCGCGGCCUCCUUGACCUUCGCUGGUUCCCAGUGCCCAGAAGCAAACGAAGCGUCAAUGAUACCCCCCCGGAUAUCAACACCACCACCGCCGCCACAACUAUCAGUCCCACUCCAACCAUCAGUCAAAAGGAGUACCAAAUCGUCUACGACGAAACCCAAGUGGAGAACAUCUUCCUCAUCAUUUUGCUGCUCAUCAUCGUGGGCGAGUUUUUCGGCGCGCCAGCCGUCACUAUCGUGGACACGGUCACGUUGCAGUACCUGGGCAAGGCCCGCGAUCGCUACGGCUUGCAGAGAAUGUGGGGCUCUCUGGGCUGGGGGCUGACCAUGCUGCUGGUGGGCAUCUGGAUCGACCACACCCACAUCAGCGUCACCGUCGACGGCCUCGGCUGCUUCCUGCCCGACGUCCACCUGCGCAACUACCAGAGCGCCUUCAUCGUCUUCGGGGUGCUGAUGGGUGUGGCCUUUGUUGUCGCCACUCAGUUCUACUUUGAGAAGGGCGGUGAAUAUCGGCAGGAGGUCCCGGAGGGUGUCACCGAAGAGACGGAAAGCCCGCCGGCGCCAUCCAACUCGGACCCGACCGGCAGCGGCGGCGUUGUUCUCGAUGAGGAAUUUCACUACAUUGACCUUCUGAAGCUGCUGUGCAGCGUGCGCUACAGCUCGGUUCUCUUCGUGGCUUGGUUCAUGGGCUUCGGCUACGGCUUUGUCUUCAGCUUCCUCUACUGGCACUUGGAAGACCUGCACGGCACCUACACGCUCUUCGGCGUCUGCUCUGUCCUGAGUCACGUCUCGGAGCUCGGCGCCUACUUCACCAGCCACAAGUUCAUCGAGCUGGUGGGACACAUCAGAGUGCUCUACAUCGGCCUGGCCUGCAACACGGCGCGCUACCUCUACAUCUCCUACCUGAAGAAUGCCUGGACUGUGCUGCCAGUGGAGAUCCUCCAAGGUGUGACCCACGCCUCUGUUUGGGCCGCUUGUAUUUCUUUCUUGAGCGCCGCUGUCCCGCCAGCUCUGAGGACAUCAGCCCAGGGCAUCCUGCAGGGUCUUCACCUCGGGCUGGGCCGUGGCUGCGGGGCCAUGGUGGGGGGGCUGCUGGUCGGUUACUUUGGCGCUGCAGUGUCGUUCCGGGGCAUUGGCAUGGCUUCCCUUGUCAUACUCCUCAUUUUCGUCCUCAUCCAGUGCUUAGCAGGCAAACCAGAGGGAGAUGAGAACAGAAUGCUGGCCGAGAACAUUCCAGUCCCCUCCAGCCCUGUUCCCAUUGCCACCAUUGACUUGAUAGAGAACCAAAGCAGGGACCAGCAGCAGGUGGCCCAGCUUACUGUGAAGAAGACCAAGUACCAAGAAGAGCAGGAGGACAUCGCCCGGCCGGCCUGGGUGCUCUCGGGUUCCCCCUGGGUCACACUCGCCUUCGCUAUUGUCCAGAUCAGAGAGAUGGUGAACAUGGCCAAGAGUGGACUGCUGCCAAGAGGGACUCAGCCCCUACAGGUUCCUAAUGAGCAUGCGGAGGUGGCGGCGGCGGCGGCGCAGCGAGCUGCUGGUGAUUGCGACACAGCACCCACAGCCGGACCGAGCCUUGACCCCACAGCACUCACAGACUGUAACAAAGAGCAGCAGAAGCCGGAUGGAAGAAACAACUUAAAAAUGUCAUAGUUGAACUCGCUGUCACUUUAAGACUGUAAGGCCCCCCCACCCCCCAACUGAUGACAAAGUGCCUCUUUCGUAUGUUGUAUCAUGUGGUGGUGAUUUAAUUUAAACUUGAGGAGUUGAGUCUUUUUCAGGCUUUUCUGCGCUGGAGGUCUUUGUUUUAUGUUAAACCUGUUUUUACGUCAACAUUCCUGUUUGGCUGGCAAGGCGAUUUUAGUUGCCUUAUCUUCCACAUUCCCUGCAAAGCAUUGUAAUACUCAAAACAGUAUUUAAAUCCAUUCUGUUAUCGCAGCUAUUUCGGAGCGUUUGGAGCUAUCGUGAAGAAGAAAUGUGCUGACUGCAGUUUGGGAAAGCAAUCGUGCCGUUAAACUCUUAGCUCAUUUAAAGUGACCAUUUGAAAUAAAAGGCCAAAGGAUUCCAUCAUG
This is a messenger RNA of Syngnathus typhle (broad-nosed pipefish), 2915 nucleotides long. RefSeq names its product major facilitator superfamily domain-containing protein 6-like. The record is from RefSeq and is a predicted model, not a curated record. The coding region runs from base 253 to 2496 and encodes 747 amino acids. Gene Ontology annotation, cellular component: plasma membrane. The transcript is spliced from 7 exons. Lineage: Eukaryota; Metazoa; Chordata; Actinopteri; Syngnathiformes; Syngnathidae. Gene Ontology annotation, biological process: antigen processing and presentation of exogenous peptide antigen via MHC class I.